This is a messenger RNA of Babesia ovata, 4218 nucleotides long. Its product is annotated as reticulocyte binding 2, putative. Lineage: Eukaryota; Apicomplexa; Aconoidasida; Piroplasmida; Babesiidae. Gene Ontology annotation, biological process: mitotic chromosome condensation. Gene Ontology annotation, cellular component: condensin complex; condensed chromosome. The transcript is spliced from 2 exons. The coding region runs from base 1 to 4218 and encodes 1405 amino acids. The record is from RefSeq and is a predicted model, not a curated record.
AUGGCAAGAUCUGCCGUUGGCGAGUCGCUCGCACGCAUCAACCCGGCGAAACGAGAUCAUGGAGAGACGGCUUCGUCGGAUGACGUAGCGUCAGUGCAAGGUGUACCGGGGAGUAACAGUAACAUGCGGAAUGACACGGUUGAAGCCAUAAGACAUGGCCGGGACGGUGUUAUGUUGAAUAUCGCAAAGGUACCAAUAUCGGAGGACGGCGCCACAAAGCGCCGAGCUAAAUACACGAAACAUGGAGGCGGCAGGAAUGCCGAUUCGUCAAGCUCCGAAAGCUUUUCAAAAUCGGCGGCCGUGACACAUGGCAGCACGUCGAAAUUACGCCGUGGCGCAAAAUUAUUUGCCCAUGCCGGCGGGCCAUUCCUGAGGAAGCUGGAAGCAUAUCAUGAUGCUUUUCUGAAGUCCGUCAGCCGAGUGUAUAACUCUGACAUGUCCGUCGACGCUGCGCUGGCCAUUACAUUCGUGCCCCUGAAAGAAGUGAUCGAGGCAUUGCCGAAGCAAAAGGCCGCCACUUCGGCGCAGAAUGGUGAUCACUGCGAGCUGUUUGCGGAGUACGUGUACAGAGAUGCCCUCCUAUGCGCUUGCUACAUGGGCAAGGCGCGGGCAGCCAACGGUCCUGACGACGGCUUGGAACCUCUGGCAGAAUUCCUGUACUGCCACAUAAUGCGUGUCGACUAUUUGUUAGAAAACCAUGCUACACCGAAAGGUGCCGAACUUCUGGAUUCGCAGCGUGUCAUACCCACCUCACCACGCACCGUUGUUAGGGUGUGGGAAGCACUGCUGAGCCUUUCAUUGGCUAAGGAUCGCAAAUUGCGCAUGGCGUUCAGCACCGUCACCUAUCAUAUUAUGAGGCUCGCCUGUAAGGAUGAAAUUGAAGUACCGCACAAACUGUUCACGAAGCAUGCGGAUACGUUCGUGUCACUGCUCGCCGACCCCAACAAGGAACUGCGGUACCGAUGCCUGCAGCUACUGGAGCAUUUCCAGGACGAGCGCGUCAAGGGAGAGAUGCUAAAGUAUACAGCAGAUCCGGCUGCGAUUGUAAGGGCUGGGGCUGUCACUUUCAUGGACGUGCCACCGACACUGGAGGAGGCGCUGCCGGUGCUGCGCAAAUUGAUAGCCAGACUGGCCGACGUCUCGAAAGAUGUGCGGUCUGGCGUGUACAAGAAGUUGGGUGCUGUCUACAGCGUGAUUCCGGUAGAGAUGUGCACCCAGAUCAUGUGCUACGGACUGGCCGAGGAGGCGCCGAGCAUGAAAAGGGCAUUCCUGCAUAUGCUCUCGUCCUGGAUUAACAACUGCGGUGGACUGAUAGGGUUCCUGUCCGACAUGAUCUCGCAGACUGACGACCUCACAGUGCUGGAGAAUGCUAUUUCAUUCUACAUGAAGGGCACAGGGUUCCUCAGUUCCUUCUCGAUUAGGUCGGAUAAAGGAAGCGGGGGUGAAGGCAACGGCAUCGGCAGUGACGGUGUUGGCGGGACCGAGGCUGAGGAAGACGCCGACAACAUCGUGGCGUAUAUGAAAAGGUUCAAAACGCUUUCUCCUGCGGAGAUGGUGCUUGUGAACGUUUUCUAUCAAAAUCAUGCCCUGCCUGAAGAGGUCAAACUCAUAAACAUGAUAGACAUCAUUUCGUAUGCGCAUUUUGUGCUUACCACGUUUUGCAACAUGCCCGACGAUUCAGACCAGGCCUCUCAGUCAACCAUGAGUGCCGGCGCAGACGAUGAUUCACAGUUUGUGGACGCGGUUGAGUCCAACCAAUCGGCGGCAGUGCACAAGUACGCCUCAGAGGACUCUGAGAGGAUGAAAAAGAUGUACUGGAACAAAUGUUUAGUUUCGCAUGCACUCCGUGCGCUGCUUGUUAUCGCACACUGCCAUGCCAUUGAAGACAGCUACCAGGUUGCUCUCACCGAAACAUUCUGCGACAAGAUACUGCUCCACAGUCCGGUGCGCAGCAACAUCACGGGGCUGAUGGCCGACCUCGUUGCACAAACUACGUUGGGAAACAACUCGUAUUCCCACGCACUACCGAGCCGAUGGCUGAAGGGAGGGGUUACGUUCGCCGCCACCAGCCUGCUGAGAUACGUCUACGCAAGGAAGUUCAGGCUGGACGGCAAAUUUAUCGGCGACGAUCCGCAGAUGGAGAAGCGGCACUUCGAGGUAUCCGUCACACGUAAGGUGCUAUCCAUCAUAUCUGACAUCAAGGACCCCUUUCAAACCUCUGGAAUUUCCAACAUCAGCAUACGCCGGGAAGAACUCGAACGGAUGGAGCUGCAAAAAAUCAAGGGCUUCGACCCCACCAGCUAUUCCAUCGAGCAUCUCAGUCUGAUCGACGCGAAGCUGCGGGAACAGAUGGAGCAGACGUGGACGCAGCAGGCCGAACUGGAAAAUGUGAAGAGCGCGAGCAAAGAGAAGCAACAGCAACAGGAGAUGUUGCAGCAACAGGAAGAAGCGCUGUUAGUGCUGCUGGAAAAGCAGCAGGCGUUUGCUACCGUCAUACGGAACUGCCUGAAGGAGCGCUGGACGCGCAUCAUGGCCAUCGUCGAGGCUUUUCUCGGACAGACCCAAAGCAACUGCAGCGAAGAUGCAGGGCUCGCGGAGUUUCCGCGCGCCAUCCUUCUGCCACAGAUGGCCUUCUUCUGCGCCACCGUGGUUAAGUGGCGCGACCAAAGCAUCACCGAUCAGUACUGCGACGUGCUCACCAGCAAGUGCCUCGGAACGUGGUGCAUGCUCAACAAGGGUCGCGUUGAACUGUGGAGGCAAUUGAACGCCUUCCAUGUGGCUCUAAAGGGUGCAUUGGCAAUUCUCGAGGGGUGUCUUAACCAGGCGGCCGCCGAAUCUGAGGCCUCGUCAGACGCCAUUCGAAGACGCAUCGAAAUGCAAACGCUACGGUGCGAAAUGUACAUGACCACGCUGACUGACCUACUCGUCACUAACGUGGAGCUGCAGCAGGGCGCAGCUGGCGAGGACGCCGCAAACGUAGAGCUUAUCGAAGAGCUCAAGGACACGCUAUGGGGUAUUGUGAACUGCACGGUCAAGAGUUCGAAAUACGUGCAGUCACUGGCUAUUAGGUUGGGAUGCCGUCUUCUCCUUACCGAGUUCCUUCGUAGCAAGCAGGAACGUGUUCAAAGCCCACAAACUGCAGAGGAGAAACAAUGCAGCGAUGACAUUACCGUCGUCCGCCUACGCGGCAUCUUAGAGAUGGCCUUCGUCGCGCCAGCCGCAGCGCGACACAUGAUCGCAGAUUUCAAAUUCACGAAAUCGACGCGCUACGUGCCAAUCACGGCCGAGGACAAAAACAUCAUCGUGAGCAUGUGUGCUCUGUACCCCACGCUCUCGUAUAGGCAUCUCCGCAACUUCCACAAGGUGCUGGAGCAGGUCCUCAUGCGGUCUGUACACCAUGCGCUGCAGCUGGAACUACGUAUGGUUGGAUUUGCGCGCCUCAUAUCGUUCGCCGUGCAGACAGUAUUGCACAGGUCGCCGCUUUAUUUCUCGUUGGAGACCUUCGCCAAGUACUUCAAGUGGCUGCUGCUCAUCACAAUCGACAAGGGCCCGAUUUUGGCCGACCGCGGAGGCUUCAUGUCGCUCAUCGGCGCGCUUAUAUCGAUGUUUGUCACGCGCAACGUUGCCGCUCUGCUGGACCGCUUCGGGCUAUCGGGGCCAGGGGGCGCUGGGGACGACGAGCCGAGGUCCAUGAGCGACCUCUGCGCCCUGGCGAACCCUGCACUGGGACUGCUGGAUUUGCGUGACAUGCUUCUUCUUCUCAACUACAUCAAGAGUCAGGGCGGAUUCGUCAAAGCAAAGGCAAACGUAAAGGUGGUAGACGACCUGAUAGAAUUGAUCUCGAAUCAAAUGCGGAAGUUAGCUACUUUGCAUGCGAAGGACCUCGUGAACUCGGAUGGAGGGGUGUCAGUAAUUCCUGGCGAGCCUCCCCAAAUCGUUUUUUCGACCGAUGAUUCCACCGCGUUCAGCGAUCUUGUAGACGCCUACGACGCCUAUAUAUCAAGUCUCGGGCCACGCGAGCUUUGCGCACUCCUUGUAGAAAUUGAAGACGAAAAGCCGGCAGUGGUGGAGACCGAGCCUGUCGCAAGUAGAAGGAUGACCCGAUCCGGCCGCGGCGCCAGGUUAUCCCAAUUUGAUAUGGAGGAACACGACGGGGACGAUCUCAGCGACGCCUCAAUCACCUUCGCAGAUGAUGACGAGGACUUUGUUGUAAAGUGA